Molecule: messenger RNA, 459 nt
Organism: Suillus subalutaceus
Lineage: Eukaryota; Fungi; Basidiomycota; Agaricomycetes; Boletales; Suillaceae
Exons: 3
Coding region: 1-459 (152 amino acids)
Source: RefSeq, a predicted model, not a curated record
AUGAACAAACAAUACCCCUUCCCGCAGUUUAGCGAAAUGGAGGAAAAUGGACUUGAACUCAGGCAAUGGCCCGUUCCACCUCCAAGUCGCCCAUUCCACGUCGUCGUUGCACCAGGACAGGCUAAGGAAGGCCUCAAACGCGCCAAGCAGGGACCAUAUCCUCCUGAUCUUCAUUAUCCCUUGAACCCACAUCAUCAGACCCCAGGACCCAUCCCCACCUUGCAGACUUACCUGCGAACCCUGGUGUUGGAACGUUGGGAUGCUGAGCUCAGACGUUGUGACGAGGCUUGCAAAGCGCAAAUAUCAGAACACAUGCAAGGUCCACUAACUCACCAAGCAUAUGUAAGGGAGUUAAUAAUUGGUCACUGGAAUGCGGAGAAGAAGAAGUGUGAAGAAGCACGCAAAGUCCAACUUUUGGAAAUCCUGCUCGCGUCUCAUGGUAUAACCACACUUGUUUAG